Molecule: messenger RNA, 1924 nt
Organism: Pteropus alecto (black flying fox)
Lineage: Eukaryota; Metazoa; Chordata; Mammalia; Chiroptera; Pteropodidae
Gene: URI1
Product: URI1, prefoldin like chaperone
Exons: 11
Coding region: 1-1518 (505 amino acids)
Biological process (GO): negative regulation of phosphatase activity; negative regulation of transcription by RNA polymerase II
Molecular function (GO): chromatin binding; transcription corepressor activity; phosphatase inhibitor activity
Source: RefSeq, a predicted model, not a curated record
AUGCAGCUACGACAGGAUUAUCAUGUGGUCACUAGCUGCCAAGAGAAAAUUCAGCACUGGAGGAAGGUGGAUAACGACUAUAACGCCCUUCAGGAGAGGCUCGGCACCUUGCCCGAUAAGUUGUCGUACAAUAUCAUGGUACCAUUUGGCCCCUUUGCCUUCAUGCCAGGAAAACUCGUUCAUACUAAUGAAGUCACCGUUUUACUGGGGGACAAUUGGUUUGCAAAGUGCUCAGCAAAGCAGGCCGCGGGCUUGGUCGAACACCGGAAAGAACAUGUUAGAAAAACAAUAGAUGAUUUAAAAAAAGUGAUGAAAAAUUUUGAAUCCAGAGUUGAAUUUACAGAAGAUUUGCAGAAAAUGAGUGAUGCUGCAGGUGAUAUUGUUGACAUAAGAGAAGAAAUUAAAAGUGAUUUUGAAUUUAAGGCAAAACACCGAAUUGCUCAUAAACCUCACUCCAAACCCAAAACUUCAGAUAUUUUCGAAGCAGAUUUUGCAAAUGAUGUCAAGUCCAAGGAUUCACUUGCUGAUAAGGACCUGUGGGCUCGACUUGAGGAACUGGAAAGACAAGAACAAUUGCUGGGCGAACUCGAUAGUAAGCCUGAUACUGUGAUUGCAAAUGGGGAAGAGACAACAUCUUCUGAAGAGGAGAGGGAAGAUCAGAACAUAAGUGUGGAUGUGGCACCUCAAGGAACAGACUCUGUUACUCUCAGCAGUUGCCGUGUGGCCGAUACGCGUUCCGGACUGCUCAGUGGUCACAUGCAUGGUCAGCUGACCUGUUCAAUGAAUGGCUCAAACUCUUAUCAUAGUGAUGAAGACGACGAUGACGAUGGUGGCGAUGGUGAUGAUGGAAAUGAAAAUGUCCAUGAUGCUGUGGGGGCUGGAGAUGAUUCUGUACCAACAAUAUAUUUUUCUCAUACUGUCGAACCCAAGAGGGUCCGAAUAAAUACUGGAAAAAAUACCACUUUAAAAUUCAGUGAAAAGAAAGAAGAAGCCAAACGGAAGCGGAAGAGCAGUGGCGGCGGGGGACACUGGGCCCAGGAGCUGCCCACGAUCCGGACGCCUGCCGACGUUUACAGAGUCUUUGUGGACGUCGUGAACGGGGAGUACAUCCCUCGGAAGUCGAUCCUGAAGUCUCGCAGCAGAGAGGACAGUGUCUGCAGUGACACCAGUGAGAGCAGUGCCGCUGACUUCGAUGACAGACGUGGGCUUUCAAGGAGCAUUAGCUGUGACGAGGCCACUUGUAGUGACACCAGUGAGAGCAUUUUGGAAGAGGAACAGCACGAAAACCAUCAAAAGAAGCUACCACCCGUAACAGGGUCGCCUGAGGCUUUCUUUGGAACCGUAAUAGAAAAAGAACUUUUGUCGCCCUCCUUCCCACCUCACCCAGCCGUGGCUCACCCUGUGCUCUCCACCAUCCCGGAACGAAAAGAGGUCCCGUCAGGAGUGUCGGGAGUAUCGGAGGACGCUGCAAAGAGGGUUUCAAAGUUCAAAGCUGCCAGAUUGCAGCAGAAAAACUAGCCCUGCCUAGGAGAUGGGAGUUUACGUCCUCAAACCUAGUUCUGCAUUCGUUUAGAAUACAUAGAGCAACAAAAGUUCCGUGCCGUUGGAAAUAAGGCAUCCUGAGUUAAUGGGGCAAGAGGUUCUCUCACUCUUAUCACAAGAAAAAGGAAAGUAAACGUUUGAAGACUUUCGUAAUCAUCUUGUUUUGUUAAUUCUCUGAAUGCUGUCAGUCCUCUUGUCUAAGUUUGCCUUACGAUGCAGUGGCGGCUUUUCGAAUUAUUUUUCAAAGAAUACUGUUCAUAUGCAUUGUUUUUGUGUUUCAAACUAAAUACAGGCAGUUUUGUACCAGCUGUGAUGUUGUGCAUACCAUAUGGACCAUUUUAAGAAACUUUUAAAAUUUCAAAUAGAUUCAACAGUUAUAUUA